This is a messenger RNA of Stomoxys calcitrans (stable fly), 2101 nucleotides long. RefSeq lists its product as uncharacterized. The transcript has 2 exons. The coding region runs from base 164 to 799 and encodes 211 amino acids. NCBI's taxonomy places the organism in Eukaryota, Metazoa, Arthropoda, Insecta, Diptera, Muscidae. The record is from RefSeq and is a predicted model, not a curated record.
AAAUUUAAAAACCAAUAAUUUUUGCAAGUGACUGACACUCAAAAGAAUUUGUCAUCAUUUGUUGUGCCACUUACAACACACACUCACAUAUUACGCCUGCGAAAACGAAGUGAAACUAAGCAGCCAAGUCAAAUCAAGUGAAACUUAAGCAAAUCAAUUACCCAUGAGAGGAAAUUGGAUCAUCAAAUUUGAGCAAGACGUCAUCACCGAAAUGAUUCUUAUAACACUGCUAUCAUCAGCGUCCUUUGCCUUUGGGGAUGUAAAAGACUACACGAGAGAGAACUACGCCCUGAUCCGGCAUGACGACGCUUUAGUGUACGAAGAGUACGGAGAUAUUCUUCAUGUAACGAAUUUGACUUACUACAGGAAUAUACUUUCAGAAGAGAAAUAUUUUUUUGAACAGGAAAAGGCCAAACAUUUUUAUACUCAGUCUGAAUUUUUGGAAAUUGACAUGCAAAUUCAAUUAGCUGAAACCCUGUUGAUUCAAUUGGAUAAUAGACGAAUAAAGAGGGGUAUUAAUGAGUUAGGAACAGCUUGGAAAUGGAUUACAGGGACUCCUGACCAUGAUGACUUCAUCUUUAUAACAAACAAAAUUAAUGACUUAAUAACAAACAACAAUAGACAAUAUGUUACAAAUUCAGAAUUGUUCAAAACAGUUGAAAGACUUAGUACUGCCGUUAGAACACUUACAGGACAUGCCUAUGAAAAAAUGGUACGCAGACACAGACUUGGAGUCGUUAUAACUGAUUUACAAAAACCCUAUUCAGACCAUUGUUUUGGGCAAGGCUUUAAUACUUAAUCCGACUAUAUUACAUUAUAGCGAAAUUUUUGACAUAUUACGACAUGAAUAUAAACAGAUACAUAUGACAGAUUUACUAGAUGCUUCGACUUUCAAAAUUGUCCAGAAUGACUUUCUUAUAAUUAUAUACAUUAAAUAUCCGCUUAUAUACGAUAAAUGUGAGUUAUACGAAAGUAGAUCAAUCGCCCAGUCUGAUGGUAAACUAGAGAUACCAAAAGAAGUUGUAAAUUGUGGAAAAAAAUAUUUUUACGUUGAAAAUUGUAAAAUAGAGUUAAGUAAUAUAUAUUGUAAAAUAAACGAUAAAGAAAAUUGUCUUAUUAAUUUGCUAAACAAAAAACACGCUCAAUGUAAGAAACUUAAAGAAAAAAAUAAACCAAUAGAUGUAAUUAAAGAAGGGGCCCUUCUUAUAUCAGGAAACCAUGUUGUAGACAAUAUAACACUUUUUGGAACAUAUCUAAUAACAUUUAAUGACUCAAUAAAAAUUGAUAAUGUAACUUUUGAAAACCCAACCAGGAAAAUAAAUGUUUACUUAGAAACCCAGAACUAUUACAAUUAUAAAAUCCUAGAAUAUAUUGAGUCUACAGAUGAUAAUUUAAAACUGGAAAACAGAAAUUUUAUAAACAAUAUACAUAACGAAUAUUCCAAGAGCCCCGUUAUAUCCAACAUUUAUAUUAUCACCAUUUUUGUUAUUAUAUGCUAUACUUUAUAUAAGUUUUUCAUAUAUGUUAAAAUCCGAAAGGAAAAAAAGCGCGUCAAGGAUCAAGAAAAAUUAUUUAUCCAAUUAAAUGAAAACAUUUCAAAUUUGAUGAUUCGGGACGACUCAUCUUAAGAAGGGAGGAGUUACCCAAUCAUUAUACUUUUACUUUACUUUGUAUUGCCAACCAUUUACAGUUACGUAGCAUGAUCUUUGUUGGUGGUCUUUAUCUAUUGUGUUGGCGAAAUAAAUAUUUGUUUAUUUAAAUUAUAAUUGAUAUUCGAGAUACCAUAACUCACAAUCCAUUUGGUUCCCAACCUAUUGCAUUUCUGAAUAUUUUGCACAUCAAGCAAAAUACGAUUUGUUUAUUUAAAUUAUAAUUGAUAUUCGAGAUACCAUAACUCACAAUCCAUUUGGUUCCCAACCUAUUGCAUUUCUAAAUAUUUUGCACAUCAAGCAAAAUACGACUUGAUUCUUGACUCGUUUCAUUUUUAUGUUUCUUCAUCUCUAGGAAUAAGUUAGUUGUAAUUUACUACUCACCAGAAACAAACGGCAGUAGCCGGAAUAAAAAUAAAAGGCCUCGGCCAAUAACAAACAAAAAAAAAAUA